GUGGAGAUCGAGGAGACCCGCGUGAAGGUCAUCGCGAAGCAGGAGCGCGCCCUGGAGAAGUCCCGCAAGCAGUGGCUGGACGCUCAGGAUCGCAUCCCGCAGCGCAUGGCGCGCCCAGUCCCGACCGGCCUCGACUCCACUAUCAGCUUCGAGGGGGGCGACCCGCUGGCCCCGCGCGACCUUCUAUCGCUCAAGUUCAGCGGGGGCGCCGGCCACGAGGUCCGCGGCGGCGGCGGCGUCGAUGACGGCGGCGAAGCCCCUCCGGCGAAGCCGCCCCCGGCGACGAAGGGCAGCGCGGACGGGCUCGACGAGAUGAAGACGAUGAUGCAGCGGGACCGCCAGGAGAGGGCCCACCGGAUGGACGCGCUCAUCGAGGUUCUGAGCGAGCGCUUGGAAGACACCUCGGGCAUCCAGAGCUCGAGUCAGCCCUCGGACGCGAGCGAGAGCUCGCCGACGCCGAGCGCA
Messenger RNA from Prorocentrum cordatum, 465 nucleotides. The record is from the annotation of a GenBank genome assembly. NCBI's taxonomy places the organism in Eukaryota, Dinophyceae, Prorocentrales, Prorocentraceae.